GCACAUGUGCGUGAUUUUAGGUCAACUUAGGUGAUUUCUGACAAAACCGGAUGAAUUUGAGGCUCAUUCGGGAGAUUUGAGGCUGAAGCAGGAUUUCCCAUUGCCAAGCCCUGGGAGGCUGUGAGGAAGAGGAAGAUGCCCCGGGACACGCAGGCAGAGCAGGAGCUGAGGCUGGAGAGCAGGGAGGACAAAUCCCCGGGGCAGAAGCUCGUGGCAGAGGCCGUUUGGAGCGGCUCCACGGCGCAGGAAGCCAACGGGGAGGAAAAGGCCCGGAGAUGCCGCACGAGGAGGGGCUGCAAAGGCAGAUGGCGGCGAUCUGAGGGGGAAAGACCCAGCCUGGGCCGGGAAGGCGGCCGGAGAUGGAGCCAGAGCUCGGAGCUGGUGCUCCCUGAGCAGCUCCAUGAUGGGGAGAAGCCCCACACGUGCGUGGAGUGUGGGAAGAGCUUCAGGUGGAACUCUGAGCUGAUCAGGCACCAGAGGAGCCACACUGGGGAACGGCCCUACGAGUGUGAUCAGUGCAGGAAGAGGUUUAAGACCAGCUCCCAUCUCCUCCGGCACUAUCAGAGUCACACAGAGGAGAGGCCCUUCCGCUGCCCUGACUGCAGGAAGGGAUUCAGGCAGAACUCCACCCUCAUCAGGCACCGGCGCAUCCACACUGGGGAGAGGCCCUACGAGUGUCCCCAGUGUGGGAAGAGCUUCUCUUGCAGCUCUGCCUUGACCCGACACCAACGGAGGCACCGGUAAGGGAAGCCCUU
Molecule: messenger RNA, 755 nt
Organism: Motacilla alba alba
Lineage: Eukaryota; Metazoa; Chordata; Aves; Passeriformes; Motacillidae
Product: zinc finger protein with KRAB and SCAN domains 1-like
Exons: 3
Coding region: 136-744 (202 amino acids)
Biological process (GO): regulation of transcription by RNA polymerase II
Molecular function (GO): RNA polymerase II cis-regulatory region sequence-specific DNA binding; DNA-binding transcription factor activity, RNA polymerase II-specific
Source: RefSeq, a predicted model, not a curated record